AAAGCCUUACGCUGGAAACUGAAGUACACAGACAGCUGCGAUAGUAGCAAGCAUUUCACAUUCCCAGUGUGCUGACGGUCUGGAAGCAAGGAAGACCUGCAAGCCCUGCUUUGAGAAAGUUUCUCUACUAGGGGCUCAGGGACAGAUAUAUUCGUAAAUACAUAUAUACAGAAAAGAAGGAUUGGGGGAAAAAAAAGAGCAGUUACUCUUCACCAUGGGUUUGCCUUUUGAUCAAGUGGAAGAAUUGCGUCUCUACCAGCAAACUCUUCUCCAGGAUGGACUCAAAGACAUGUUGGACCACAAUAAGUUUCUGGACUGCGUCUUAAAAGUCAAAGGGAAGGAGUUUCCCUGCCAUCGGCUGGUGCUGGCAGCUUGCAGCCCGUAUUUUCGAGCGAUGUUCCUCUCUGACAUGGAAGAGAGCAAGAAGAGGGAGAUCAGUUUGGAAGAUGUUGAUCCAGAUGUCAUGGGUAAGAUCCUCCAUUAUAUCUACACUUCCGAGCUGGAGAUCACAGAGCAGAAUGUGCAGGACAUCUUCUCCGUGGCCAACAUGUUCCAGAUCCCCUCCAUCUUCACCGUCUGCGUGUCCUUCUUGCAGAAGCGGCUCUGCCUCAGCAACUGCUUGGCCAUCUUCAGGCUGGGCUUGAUGCUCGAUUGUGCCCGGCUGGCCGUGGCAGCUCGGGAUUUCAUUUGUGAUCGCUUUGCACUGCUGUCUCGGGACGAGGAGUUCUACCAGCUUUCAGCCGAUGAGCUUAUUGCGAUCAUCUCCAACGACUCCCUCAACAUCGAGAAAGAGGAGACUGUCUUUGAAGUGGUGAUGAAGUGGGUGGGGACCAAGGACCAGGAAAGCCGGCAAAAGGCCUUGCCGGUCAUCUUUGAAAGCAUCCGCUUCCGCCUCAUGCCCAGUGACUACAUCAAGGACCACGUGGAGAAGCAAGCCAUGGUGAAAUCGAGCCCGGAGCUGCUCAAGAAACUCCAGAUGGUGAAGGAUGCCCAGAAAGGUAAAUUCACUGUGGUGAAGAAGAAGAAAAUGAAGAAAAGCAAUGAAAAGCAAGUGAAAGAUAAUGUUGUCAAUGGAGCAGUAGAUGAGGAAGAAGAUACAGAGGAGGAUGCUCUCCCAGGGAUCUUAAAUGACACAAUGCGCUUUGGGAUGUUCCUUCAAGACCUUAUUUUCAUGGUGAGCGACAGUGGAGCAGUGGCCUAUGAUCCCACUGCCAAUGAGUGCUAUUUUGCCUCCCUGUCCACUCAAAUCCCAAAGAACCAUGUCAGUUUGGUGACCAAGGAGAAUCAGAUCUUCAUUGUCGGUGGACUGUACUACAAUGAGGACAACAAAGAGGAUCCCAUGAGUUCCUACUUCCUACAGUACGACCAUCUGGACGCAGACUGGCUGGGGAUGCCACCCCUGCCAUCUCCUCGCUGCCUCUUUGGCCUGGGAGAGGCAGAAAACUCCAUUUUUGUGGUCGGAGGGAAAGAACUGAAAGAAGGAGAAAAGACCUUGGAUUCGGUCCUGUGCUACGACCGGCUGUCCUUCAAGUGGGGUGAAGCCGAUCCCCUUCCCUACUCAGUCUACGGCCACGUGGUGGUAUCGCACAAGGACCUCGUCUACGUCAUUGGUGGCAAAGGAAGUGACAAGAAGUGCCUGAAGAAGAUGUGUGUCUACAACCCAUCCAAGUUUGAGUGGAAGGAGCUGGCUCCCAUGAAAACUGCUCGGUCCCUGUUCGGAGCCACUGUGCACAAGGACAAAAUCUACGUGGCAGCUGGUGUAACUGACUCUGGCUUGACCAACUCGGUGGAAGUCUAUGACAUCGCCACCAACAAGUGGGACAGCUUCACUGAGUUCCCGCAGGAGCGCAGCUCGGUCAGCCUGGUGAGCUUGGCUGGGGUGCUCUACCUUCUCGGAGGCUUCGCCACGGUGGAGACGGAGUCGGGAGAGCUGGUGCCAACAGAACUGAACGACGUUUGGAGGUAUGAUGAAGAGCAGAAGAAGUGGGAAGGGGUCCUUCGGGAGAUCCAGUACGCCUCUGGUGCCACUUUCCUUCCCGUGCGCCUCAACAUUUUGCGUCUGACAAAGAUGUAGCGAGGCUUGAUUUAUUUGUUUUUUCCAUAGGGGUCUGGGGCAAGGAGGGAUGGGGGAAGGUGAGGCCACACAGAGAAGUGGCAUCUGGAUACUGUGUAGGACAUUACAUCUGUGAUUGGUACCAUUUUACUCACUCAAAUGGGAAAGAGGGGAAAUUAGUCCUACAGGGACUUGAAGAUGCUCAGAAGAUAAAUAGAGAAGGGGUCUGGAGCCUUCAGGGAGCUGGGGUAGAAGCGUGGAACAAUGAGCUGUUCCAGUCUCAGUGGAUAGGACAAAAUAUCAUAGAAUCAUUUUGGUUGGAAGAGACCCUCAAGAUCAUCGAGUCCAACCAUUAAUCUAACACUAGCACUAAACCAUGUCCCCAAGAACCUCAUCUACGUGUCUUUUACACACCUUCAGGGAUGGUGACUCCACCACUUCCCUGGGCAGCCUGUUCCAAUGCCUGACAACCCUUUCCAUGAUCAUACUUUUCUUGUUCCACUUCUUUCCCCAUGAUUUUCCCCAGCUUUGUGACUGCUGUUGAAUCUCCCCAACCACCAGUGGAGGCAGAAAGUGGUUCCCAAGGGACUAAGCUCAUGUUCUCCGGGGAAGAUGGGGGUCUAUAAAGUAUUUCCCCACCUCAGAUAGCUGUGAGCGUGGUGCUAGAGCCCACCUUGGAGAGGAGAAGGAAGGGUCAAAGUGGUACAGGAGAGACGUGGGGGGACUUUGAUGAGAUGUUGGGUGAUGAGGGUUGUUGGGAUGUGACAGUUAAAAGAAAAGAGCAUGUGAGCAAGGGCAGUAAAAGCACUUUGGAAGUCGCAAUGAAAAGAAAAUAGUCUUAGUUCUUUGCCUCCACGUUGACUUUGGCCUAAAGAGACGCCAGGAGCUGAGGUCUGCGGGAGGAGAAGAGUCAUGAAAGUGGUAGGGGAGGAAAGUGGGGAGAGAUGGGCCAGGGGCACAUGUGCCCUCAUCUCCAGCCUUCUGGGCUCCUCAUCACCAAUCACAGAUACAAUGUCCUCACCUAUGCCUGGAUAAGUGUUGUUUUUCAGGGAAAGGUUUUGUAUUUAUGCUGUUUCUCUUAUUUUUAAUGUUCUGAUUUUUUUUUAAGAGUAUUCUAGUUUGCUAAGUACAUGGAGAUCUCAAAUGUAUUUGGCUCAGAGAGAGCUUCCUACUGAGGAAAAAUGCAUUUUUUUUUUUUUAAUUUAUCCAUAAUGAUGUUUUGAUAGAAACAUGACUGUACUGGCAGCAGGACAAAGAUCCGCUGGAGCAAAAAUCUCUUGCUGCCCACACCAUCUAACCAGUGGUUUAUGUAAAAAUAAAUUAUUAGGCUAUUUCAAAAGAAA
This is a messenger RNA of Columba livia (rock pigeon), 3396 nucleotides long. RefSeq names its product kelch like family member 40 (gene KLHL40). Gene Ontology annotation, biological process: negative regulation of proteasomal ubiquitin-dependent protein catabolic process; negative regulation of protein ubiquitination; skeletal muscle fiber development. The record is from RefSeq and is a predicted model, not a curated record. Gene Ontology annotation, cellular component: A band; I band. Gene Ontology annotation, molecular function: protein binding. Bases 215 to 2074 code for a protein of 619 amino acids. NCBI's taxonomy places the organism in Eukaryota, Metazoa, Chordata, Aves, Columbiformes, Columbidae. The transcript is spliced from 6 exons.